AUGUAUGAAACAAACCAAUCAAUCUCACUUUCAACCAACCCUUCACACUGCGUGAACUCUCAGUCACGCCAAGCGCUUUCCGACACCAACUCGAAGGCUACGCUUAGCGCUUGCUUUCACCUCCAGCAUGUAGUAGCUUCGCGCUUACCGGCCACUUCCCUCAGUAAUUGCUUCGUGCUUACUGUCCUCAUUUAUUUCGCAAACCGGACCUCUCAGCGUCGACAUACAUCAUUUCCAAUUACCUUCGAUCAUCACACCUCGCCUCGUGCUCGCAUAUCCGGACUUCGGCAUAUUGAUGAUGACGAGAAAGACGCGGACAGCACGAGAAAAACCUUGAAGGCGGAGCUCAACGAGAUCAAAGGGUAA
Guyanagaster necrorhizus is the source of this 366-nucleotide messenger RNA. RefSeq lists its product as uncharacterized. Lineage: Eukaryota; Fungi; Basidiomycota; Agaricomycetes; Agaricales; Physalacriaceae. The record is from RefSeq and is a predicted model, not a curated record. Bases 1 to 366 code for a protein of 121 amino acids. The transcript has 3 exons.